UAGUUGCAAAAAGGACAUAGAUACAGCAACAAAAAAGAAGAUAAAAAUGUGUUCUUUGAUGUUGUUCUAUAAGGUCCAGAUAAGGAAAGUCUUUCAUUACAUUAUCUUGUCCCCUUCAUUCUUUGUCUAUUUUCUUCGUUCUUUGUCUAUUUUUGUUAAACCAGAACCAGACGUUACAGUUGCUUUUGUGAAAUACCACAUUUUGAUCUGUACGCAGGUUCUUCAGACACCAGAUUUUCGAAAUAGUGAAGCAGCUGAUGAAAUUCGACAACGUGAGUUGUUUAAGACACAUAUUACAUCUCAUGUACUUGCAGUAUUGCAUAAACAUGAUAGACUGAAAUGACAUGGCUAAUCCUUGAUUUAAUUCUUCAACUUGGCCUACAAUCCGUGCUUACACUCACUUUCAGUCAAGGUUUCUCUCAUGGAUUUACUACUCUAGGCACGAGGUGCUCCUUUCUCAGAAAAUCCACUUGUAAAUAAUUAGUUUGAACUUGAAGCAUUUGAAAUUUGGACUGUGGUUAAUGGUUACACGAGUCCUUUUGGCUCUAUUUUGCAUGAAAGCACGACACAUUGGCCAGUUUCAUUGUUUAGAAAUGAAGCUUCUGAUGGAUCUAUACAAACAGAUGGCCAAGGAUGCAGGAGACACACACAGGAAGUUUGUGUCGGAAACACAGCAUUCGACACAUGACAGUGAUCCUGCGAAAGAAAACCAAGAUGGCAAACAACAAAAGCAUCUUCAACCAAGAUGCUCUGUAGAGAAGCCAGUGCAAGCUCGUACUCGGUCGAUCCCUCUCAGCUCAUAUAAGAAACCAGUUGCUAGCCAACUACAAGGGAGCUACAUUGUGGGGGGUUCAGCUUUUGGUUGGAACUUCAUCACAUUUUCAGGCAGUAAACCAAUCUAUUAUGGGGUGACAAAGGAGGAAUAUCGAAGCAGAAACAACACAUCGGGAACACGGUCUGUAGUAUAGUGAGUUAGAAACACCAACAGUUUGCUACGAAACAGGGGAAAGAGGCUACCCCAUUAUUUUGCUGAUACUAAAGACGUUCUGUAUAUAGAUGUUUUGUCACACAGAUACAAGUGCAUUGCAGUAUUUCUGCUGAAAAAGAUAAAAAAAUUUGGUAAC
This is a messenger RNA of Prunus persica (peach), 1124 nucleotides long. RefSeq lists its product as uncharacterized. Bases 522 to 968 code for a protein of 148 amino acids. The transcript has 2 exons. Lineage: Eukaryota; Viridiplantae; Streptophyta; Magnoliopsida; Rosales; Rosaceae. The record is from RefSeq and is a predicted model, not a curated record.